Closterium sp. Naga37s-1 is the source of this 7284-nucleotide messenger RNA. Lineage: Eukaryota; Viridiplantae; Streptophyta; Zygnematophyceae; Desmidiales; Closteriaceae. The record is from the annotation of a GenBank genome assembly.
AUGAAGGGUAGUAGAAAGCCGGCUGGAGGAGCCAAGCAAGCCGAGAAGCAGGAUGGCAAGAAGAAACCGAAGGCUGCGCUUCCGCAAACGGCGGCUCAGAAGCCUGUUGAGAACAAGAAAUUGGCGUCAGCGCUUGCAUCGCAUCUGCAGAGCUUGUACAAGGGAGAAGGAGUGCUGGUGGUAGAGGACGAUAAACGCAUCAUUUUCUACUGCACUUUGUGCGACGUAUGGGCUUACCAUGAUGCGAGCCUGAUCGACCAUAUACAUGGGAAGAAGCACAAGCGGAAACAGGCGGAAGCUACACCGCUCACCUCACCACCGUCCAGCGUCACCGGGAGUCCGCCUUGGGAAAAAACCUCCAAGUUGACGCCACCGUGGAAGCUCGUUGGGGAAGGAAAAAACGCCGCCGUGUCUUCUUCCUCCAAGCGUAAAGCGCCUCAUUCCAGUGAUGUCGUCAAGUCUGCUGGUGGUGGCUCCAAGCGCCAAAAAAGAGCCAAUGGUCAAGAUGUUGCAGUUACUGGCGUUGAGGGGGGUGCACCUGAUAUUGUUCCGGAAACAGAAGAAGAAUCGGAUGAGCCAAGCCGACCUGAGGACUUCGCUCUCGCGUUGUUCAAGUUCACGAAUCUGAUUGGUCGCCGAGGGAAGUGGGAGAAGCAGCUGCUGAAAUGGUCCGAUGGUGGUCCUGGUGAGAAGAACAGCCAGAAGGAGGAGCUACCGCUGCUGGCAGAUGUUCCCACUGAACAUCCAGAGGAGCUCAAGAAGCAACCGGAAGAAGGCAACAAUAAGGAUGUUCUCCAAGAUGACGAUGAUGGUAACAGGGAGAAGGAACCGAAAGGCACGUCUGCUGCUGAGCCACAUUGCACAGAAAAGCCAACUGAAGUCAAUGCGGAUGUGCAAGAAGCACGUGGAGCUUGCAGUGGCGACGACUCAACUGCCAUUCCUGGGCCUCACGAGGCCGCAUCUGGAAGAGCUGAAGACGACCCAGCUGUGAACGCACCUGCGGCUGCGGCUCCAGUGCCAGAAGCAGGGGUCGAUGCCUCUGGAGACGCCACAGCACCAGCUGCAGUGCCAGCGAAGAGACGGAAAGGAGGUCUGGGAGCCGGUGCAGGGGCGUCGGCAACAAGAGUGUGCUUCCUGUGCCAGCUACCUAUGACGGAAGGGCAGGUGGUUGGCGCCCUGUGGAAUGCACGCUUGAAACAAUUUGCCUGCAGCAGCAGGAACCGACACAAGAAGUUCCACAUAUUCCACUCGCACUGCAUAGAGGACUGGGUGGUCUUCUGCUCCGCGGUCGCCAGCACCAGUGUGCCGCCCGCCCUGUGCUGCCCGCUCGAAGCGGACGUGGCGCACCUCCUCUCCUCCAUGCACCGCCACCACAAGGCACACACGCCUUCCCUGAGGCCAAGCCAUCGCGCCAGUGGCGCUGCAACACCUGCUGCCGCUGCUGCUGCUGGCAGGGUCACAGGUGCUGCUGCUGCUACUGCUGCUGAGGCUGGCGGUAAUGCUCCUGUGUCUGCCAGUGCUGCUGCUGCUGAGGCAAUUGGGAUUGACCGGCAAGGAGAUGCUCUUCAGUCCAAUGCGCCUGAGCCUGUGAGACAGGGUGCGGAUGCUGAUGUGAGCAGUGCAAGCAGUGACGAGCUUCAUUCCGACGCAUGGGCGUGGGCUGGCAUUCCAGACGCUAUCCACUCCUCCGCCACCGCUGCUGCUGUUGCAACCUCUGCCCUGGCUGCUGCUGCUGCCACAGGGCCAGUGUCCAGUGAGGAUGCAGCAGUGGUGGCCAUCGUGGCAACAGCUGCUGCCUCGGCUGCAGCGUCCCUCCUGGCCCCACCUUCUGCACCUAUCCUCGCACCUGCUGCGGCACACUCUCUGGGCAAGCGCACCUCAUCUGACACUGCAGCACAGAAGCCAGGCAAGCAGAACGGUAACGCGCCUGCAGCAGCGCCUGUACCAGCGUCUGGAGCAGCUGGAGCUUCCAGCACGGGCGUGCCGGGUAAAGGGGCAGAAUUAGAGGCAGCGGUGGCAGCAGAAGGAGCAGUGCCAGCAGCAGCAGCAGCGCCUGAGGGCGCAGAGGCGCUGGAGGGAGCGAAGCUGCUGCCGCUGACUGAGGUGUUCUGCCCGGAAUGCCAGGGCACAGGGCGCUACGGUCCUCAAAACGCCCUGGAGCACCCCCGCUACGGCCUUGCUCAGGUGUUUGACUGGAUCGUGGCCAUGAUGGUGGCGCGGCACAAGGCAACCAUUGCACAGAAAGGGAGCGCAGCGAGCAGUGGAGAGGAUGAGGACGGUGGUGUGGCAGGAGAAGAGAAGACAGAAAUGGGUGUGGCGGACGAGGGAGAUGCCACUAUGGCAGACGCUGAGGGUGCACCAGAGGGCGGCGAGAAGGCAUCAGAGGAGGGAGAAGCGGCACGAGAGGGGGGUGAAGGGACACCAGAGGGCAGGGAUGGUGUGGAGAGUUCAGCUGGCAAGGAGGCGGAGAAGGGCUUGUGUGAUGAGAGGGAGGAGACAGCAGCCGAGGCUGCUCAUCCUCCUCCUGCACCCACUCCCUCUCAGGGCGGUCACACUACAGCAGGCACUGGCGGAUCCCUUCCUGGAAACGAUGCAGGCAUGCAUGACACGGGUGCUGGCAGCAGCACAGGUCUGGUUCCUGGCAGCGUGCAGGGCAGCAGUCCCGUGGAGAGCGCAGCAGCGAGGGGGUCAGAGGGAGGUGCAGCAGCAUCGUGCCGUCUGCGCUUUGCAGACCAAACUGUACAGAAGUGGGAGUUGGAGCAGCAGGAGGGGGACGAUGCACCGGGGCAACAGGGGCAGAGCCACGGGCAGGGGCGGGAGGGAGCAUGUCAGGACCAGGACUCCGUUCGGAACGCGUUCGACCUGCAAAUUCUGGACAUGAAUUUCGACGUGUGCUCGCAGAACCUCCCCGCCGGCCUUUCCUUCGAUAUCCGCCACUCCUACCCCACCCUCCAACCGUGCCCCACUCUUCAAGCUUUCCCUAACCUUCAAGCGUGCCCCACCCUUCAGACCCCGCACGCAGCUCCCUUUCUUGGCGGUAAUCCGUAUCCCCUCGCGUUUAACGUGCAGUCCGCGUCGUCUUUCCAGUCCCACAACGCCGCGCCCUUUCUGUCCGAAAACCAGCACGAGUUUCCCGUUUCCAGCGCACGUCAAUGCGGACGGAUUCCGUUAGAGCCGCCAGUAACAGAGAACAAUAACAGCAGCAACAGCAACAGCAACAAUGAGAAUACUGAUAACUACGGCGAGAACUCGUCCGGCCCUCCGUCGCGGAGCGCGUUCGACCUCCAAACCCCCAACAUGAACUUCGAUGCCCCAUGCGACGCUCCGUGCGACGCUCCGUGUGACGCUGCGACGCGCAUGAUCCGGCUGCCGUACGACCUGCAUCCGCCGGACAUCAACCUGCCGCUCCCCCUCCCCAUGUCCAUGUCUAUGUCCAUGUGCCUCGACCUCGAUCUCGACGCCGCCUCUCCCGCACACCACCCCGUUGCUGCCUCUCACCCCGCCAAUGCCGCGCAUCCAGCUCAUCCCACUGAUCCCACUGACGCUGGUGCAGCGGCCGCUACAAAUGCUCCUCCUCCUGGUGUUGGUGCUCCUUCUGCUGCUGCAAUUGACGGUGCGGUUGGUGGGGAGAGUGGCAUUGGUGGGGGUGGACGGGACGAUGGGAGUGGCGCGGAGGAAAAUGGAGGCCACAACGGGGCUGGCGCGGAGAGGGAGCAGUGCGGAACGGGAAUGGGAGAGCACGGUAGGGGUGGCGAGCUUGGCGGAAACGGCGAGCUUGGGGCAGCUUGCGCGGGGAUCCUGAGGACUUUCCAGCAGGGCGCAGGGAGUGGGUCCGCGGAGGGCGCCGGGGGGACGGAAAGGGAGGAACCAGGUGCUGAUGCUGACAGGGAUAGUGGCGGAGAUGGUGGAGGAGAUACUGGAGGGGAUACUGGGGGGGAUGUUGGCGGAAUGGCCCUCUGGUGGGAUGUAGGUCCGGCGCCGAACCUAGACAUUGAAAUAGCUCCGGUUGGUGCCCCGGCAACCAGGUUCGCACCGAGGCUGAUCUUCAGCCUUGACAGCCACCCUCCGUCCUCCACCGCUCCUCCUGCUGCUGCUGCUGCUCCUGUUGCUGUUGCUGCACUGACUGCAGACGCCAGAGAGCCUAUACCCUCCAGGCCCACCGUUCUCUCCAGAUCUGGCGAUCUCAGGGAGAAUGGGUCGCCCACAGGGGCUGCGGAGGGUGUGGCGGGCAGCAGCUCCGCGUGCACUCACGCAACCAGCACGUGCCACGUGGUGCUUCCAAGUGGGGGCAGCCUGCAGCAGCGGCAGCAGCAGCAGCAGCAGCAGCAGGAGCAGCAGCAGCAGCGGCAGCGGCAGCAGGUGCAACUGGGUGCAGGAGCAGACGCCAAUAGGAACGUGCGUGCUCGUGUAGCAGCGGCAGCAAGGGACGUGGACACGUGUCAUGCUGCAAUUGGCCGCUGUGACGGCACUGGCGGUAGUGGCGGCACACUGCGUGCCGCUCCCACUGGUGUCGCUGCUCUUACUGCUACUCCCACGGGUAGCGCCGCCGUCGGCCGCAGCAGCAGUGGCAUCCCGAGGCGGUACAGUGCACGGGAGGACCGAGUGUGGGGCGCACACUUCUUCUUCUCCCACUACUACGCCUCCACCCUCUCCCAACAGGUGCGCUCUAUCCUUGCCCAGAGCUCCUUCUGCGCCUUACCCCACUUUCUCAUGGCCGUUGAACCUUCGUCCACCCCUUCUCAUGCGGAGAGGCCUCGUCGGGGCGAGGAGGCGUUCAUGGUGCAGCACGAUGUGGAGAAUGCGUACAUGUGGGCGCUCAGUGUGCGGCCAGAGCAUGCACUGGGCAAGAUGCAGCUGCGCUCAUUCAUCAACGGCAACUCCAGGGUGGACGAGCCGUGCUUCCCCUUCCCCGAGAAGGCUGGCUUCCUGCGAACGCACCGCCUACAGCGGCGGCGCUACAAGGGGCUCGCCAACCCUCUCUGCAUCCACGGCAUCGUGCCCCUCCCCACCCCCGACCUCUCUGCUGUGCCUCCGCAUUCCCGCACGCGCUGGGAGGAGAUAACUGGUCGACCCCUGGGCUUCGCACUCUCGCCCCAUGCGCAUGACUACACGCUCUGGCGCUCCCUGCUGCCGCCUCCUACCCUGCCAAGCCACGCCCUUGCCAUGUGCGCUGGUGCAUGGAAUGCUGAGUGCGCUGGUGGGGUGGCUGCUGCUGCUGCUGCGGAGGCAGCGCCAGUGGUUGUUGAGGGGACAGGGGAGACAGUGGAGGGCGGGUGGACAGGGGAAGCUAGGGGCACGCAGGGAGGUGCACAGGGGGCCUUGCAGGGGGGCGUGGAAGGGGACGUGCAGGGGAGCAUGCAGUGGGUGGUGGAGUCGGGAGGGCUUCAGGGCACGAGGAUGAGACAGAUGCAGGGGAGGCAGCAGCAGCAGCAGCAGCAGCAGCAGCAGCAGCAGCGGAGGAGGCAGCAGGGGAGGGAGCUUCAGCAGCAGCAGCAAGAGGAGCAGCGAUCACCUCAGCGGGGAAUGCAGCAGCAGCGGCGGCAGCAGCAGCAGGGAGCACAGGAGGUGGUACAUUCAGAGCAGCUAUUGGCUACUGACAGGCUGAACGAGCAAGGCCUUUCUGCCACGCCUGCCACCGUUGCCACUUCAAGUCGGGUGCAGGCUGGCUUAUGCGAGCAGCCACUGAGGGACUUGUCUCCUCAAGGCAUGCAGCACAGGGGAAAAGGCCAGCAGCAGUGUGACAGGGAUGCUUUAGCAGGCUGGCAGGGGAACUGCGUGGAGAUGGAGGGAGAGGAGCGGAUUGGGGGCAGGCAAGGUGGUGCGGAGGCGAAUGGAGGAGGAGCAGAGGAAGAAAUUUUGCGGCAUAGGAGAGUCACUAUGAGGCAGCAGGUGCAGGCAGCACAGACGGAGGGGCAGCAAGUGUGCUCUAGAGGCUUGUUCCUGCAACCAAGCAUUCCACCCACACAGGGCAUGAGUGCAUCCCCCGCUCCCGUGCUUGCUUCGGAGCAUGCUGGUGCCUCCUCCCAGCUGAAUGCGUCAGUGCACACGGGUACAUCUCCCCAUCCAUGCCCGCAGCCACCUGUGUUUACAUCUGGCCGGCGGAGACGGACAGACGACCCGCUUCUGGGUGGCAUAAGCAAGCGGGCCAUACCUGCUGCCGCUACUGCCAUGCUUGACGACGCUGCUGCUCAGCUUCGUUCGGCUGUUGGGAUCGAUCAUAGCAGAGGGAUGGCAGGAGGUAUGGCAGACGGUAUGGCAAGAGGUUUGGCAGGAGGUACGGCAGGAGGUAUGCGUGCUUCCAACGCAGCAGUGAACAGUGCUUCGGCUGCUGCUGGUCAGGCUGGAGUGGCUGCAGAGGAGAGGGACCGGGCAAGCAGCGCGGGAGGUGGGGCAGAUGAGUCAAAUGCAGCUAUGAGAACAGGUUUGUGCCAAGGCGUGGCAGCCGCACACGCGCAGCAGCAGCAACUGUGGCAACAGCAGCAGCAGCAGCAGCAGCAGCAGCAGCAGCAGCAGUCCCACCCCAAUCUGAGCCCUCUAAAUCUGAGCCGCAGCCAGCAUGUGAACGGGGGCAGAGGGAGCCGCGGGCAAGAGGGGAGGAGAAGUGGAAACGGGAGUAUGCCGAACGGAGUGAGUGUUGCUGGCGACAGCUUAGGAGCAGGAGGAAGGGCGGGCAGGGUGGUGGGCGAGGGGAUGCCUCGGCAGCAGGGUGGGGGAGUGGGCAUCAGGGAGGAGGAGGGAGGAGAAGAGGGAGCAGGUGCAUUAAUGGAGGCAGCAGGAGCAAGUGGGGUUGUGGCCAGAGUAUUGGACCCAGGGCCUGAGCUUGCCACAGCAGCCAUGGGAUGGAGAGGAGGGGCAUCAGGCACACUUGCACAGGCUGUGGGUCCACCCACGUGCGCGUGCACGCUGUACGAGGAUGCAUCAGCCUACCUGCUGCUGGUAUCACUGCCCCACUGCGACCUCUCCCGCCUCCGAGUCACGUGGCGCAACGCCGGUGCUGCUGGGAUAGUCAAGAUCUCCUGUGCUGCCAUCUUCCCCCCGCCAUCCGUAUCUCGCUCCGGCCGCACGUUCCGCCACGUGUCGCGCUCCCAUUGGCCGGGGGAGCACUGCCCCGUUGGCCCGUUUGAACGGGAGGUGCAGCUGCCUCAGCGCAUACCAGAGAAUGCUGAUGUGGCAGCCAGUGCGUCAGCAGACGGGUCCGGUAUCGAGCUGCUGGUGCCGAAGCUGAUGGCAGUCACAGAGGAGCGUGAGGUUCGGGUGCUUCUUCCGGGCCUGCAACGAACCUGA